Messenger RNA from Oncorhynchus kisutch (coho salmon), 1804 nucleotides. Its product is annotated as E3 ubiquitin-protein ligase RBBP6-like. The record is from RefSeq and is a predicted model, not a curated record. Lineage: Eukaryota; Metazoa; Chordata; Actinopteri; Salmoniformes; Salmonidae. The coding region runs from base 5 to 262 and encodes 85 amino acids. Gene Ontology annotation, molecular function: zinc ion binding; nucleic acid binding; ubiquitin protein ligase activity. The transcript has 3 exons. Gene Ontology annotation, cellular component: nucleus. Gene Ontology annotation, biological process: ubiquitin-dependent protein catabolic process; protein ubiquitination; mRNA processing.
GAUCAUGCUUCAUCUAUAUCACUGGCCCCAACUUUCAAAGACGGCGAACCUGGCCGAGGCCAACGCAUCGGAGGACGACAAGAUCAGAGCCAUGAUGUCACAGUCCAAUCACGACUACGACCCCAUACAUUAUGUGAAGAAGUUGACCGGUCCACCUCCAGCCAACUACACCUGUUAUCGCUGUGGCAAGAAUGGACAUCACAUCAGGAACUGUCCUACUGGGGUAAGACAUCACAUCAGGAACUGUCCUACUAACGGGUAAGACAUCACAUCAGGAACUGUCCUACUAACGGGUAAGACAUCACAUCAGGAACUGUCCUACUAACGGGGUAAGACAUCACAUCAGGAACUGUCCUACUAACGGGGUAAGACAUCACAUCAGGAACUGUCCUACUAACGGGGUAAGACAUCACAUCAGGAACUGUCCUACUAACGGGGUAAGACAUCACAUCAGGAACUGUCCUACUAACGGGGUAAGACAUCACAUCAGGAACUGUCCUACUAACGGGGUAAGACAUCACAUCAGGAACUGUCCUACUAACGGGGUAAGACAUCACAUCAGGAACUGUCCUACUAACGGGGUCAGACAUCACAUCAGGAACUGUCCUACUAACGGGGUCAGACAUCACAUCAGGAGCUGUCCUACUAACGGGGUAAGACAACACAUCAGGAACUGUCCUAAUGGGGUAAGACAUCACAUCAGGAACUGUCCUAAUGGGGUAAGACAUCACAUCAGGAACUGUCCUACUAACGGGUAAGACAUCACAUCAGGAACUGUCCUACUAACGGGGUCAGACAUCACAUCAGGAACUGUCCUACUAACGGGGUCAGACAACACAUCAGGAACUGUGUCCUACUAACGGGGUAAGACAUCACAUCAGGAACUGUGUCCUACUAACGGGGUAAGACAACACAUCAGGAACUGUCCUAAUGGGGUAAGACAUCACAUCAGGAACUGUCCUAAUGGGGUAAGACGACACAUCAGGAACUGUCCUAAUGGGGUAAGACAUCACAUCAGGAACUGUCCUACUAACGGGUAAGACAUCACAUCAGGAACUGUCCUACUAACGGGGUCAGACAUCACAUCAGGAGCUGUCCUACUAACGGGGGUAAGACAUCACAUCAGGAACUGUCCUACUAACGGGGUAAGACAACACAUCAGGAACUGUGUCCUACUAACGGGGUAAGACAUCACAUCAGGAACUGUGUCCUACUAACGGGGUAAGACAUCACAUCAGGAACUGUGUCCUACUAACGGGGUAAGACAUCACAUCAGGAACUGUCCUACUAACGGGGUAAGACAACACAUCAGGAACUGUGUCCUACUAACGGGGUAAGACAUCACAUCAGGAACUGUGUCCUACUAACGGGGUAAGACAUCACAUCAGGAACUGUGUCCUACUAACGGGGUAAGACAUCACAUCAGGAACUGUCCUACUAACGGGGUCAGACAUCACAUCAGGAACUGUCCUACUAACGGGGUAAGACAACACAUCAGGAACUGUCCUACUAACGGGGUAAGACAACACAUCAGGAACUGUCCUACUAACGGGGUAAGACAACACAUCAGGAACUGUCCGAAUGGGGUAAGACAUCACAUCAGGAACUGUCCUACUAACGGGGUAAGACAUCACAUCAGGAACUGUCCUAACGGGGUAAGACAACACAUCAGGAACUGUCCUACUAACAGGGUAAGACAUCACAUCCUUGGUGUGUGUGUGUGUUAUCGUUGUUCAGAGCAACCCAGUAAGUGUGUGUCUGUGUGUGUGUGCGUGUGGUUGUCUGUGUGUGUGUGUGUGUGUGU